Nannospalax galili (Upper Galilee mountains blind mole rat) is the source of this 747-nucleotide messenger RNA. It is a transcript of the gene Capns2, whose product is annotated as calpain small subunit 2. The record is from RefSeq and is a predicted model, not a curated record. NCBI's taxonomy places the organism in Eukaryota, Metazoa, Chordata, Mammalia, Rodentia, Spalacidae. The transcript has a single exon. Gene Ontology annotation, molecular function: calcium ion binding. Bases 1 to 747 code for a protein of 248 amino acids.
AUGUUCCUUGCAAAGGCUAUUCUGGAAGGGGCGGAUCGAGGUCUUGGAGAAGCUCUUGGAGGACUUAUUGGAGGAGGUGGUCAGAGAAGAGGAGGAGGAGGAGGAAAUAUCGGAGGGAUAGUCGGAGGAAUUGUCAAUUUUAUCAGCGAGGCUGCAGCAGCUCAGUAUACUCCAGAGCCGCCUCCCACCCAGCAGCAUUUCACCAAUGUGGAGGCCUCCGAAAGUGAGGAAGUCAGGCGGUUUCGGCAGCAGUUCGCACAGCUGGCCGGACCAGACAUGGAGGUGGGUGCCACUGACCUGAUGAAUAUUCUCAACAAAGUCCUCGCUAAACACAAGGAUUUGAAGACCAAUGGCUUCAGCCUCGACACCUGCCGGAGCAUCGUAUCAGUCAUGGACAAUGACACCACAGGGAAGCUGGGCUUCGAGGAGUUCAAGUACCUGUGGAACAACAUCAAGAAAUGGCAAUGUGUGUUUAAGCAGUAUGACAGGGACCAUUCUGGUUCUCUGGGACGCUCCCAGUUGCAGGGGGCUCUGCAAGCAGCAGGCUUCCAGCUGAAUGAGCAGCUUUACCAGAUGAUUCUUCGCCGGUAUGCUGAGGAGGAUGGAAGUAUGGAUUUCAACAAUUUCAUCAGCUGCCUGGUCCGCCUGGAUGCUAUGUUUCGUGCUUUCAAGUCCUUGGAUAGAGAUGCAGAUGGCCAGAUUCAAGUGUCUAUCCAGGAAUGGCUGCAGCUGACCAUGUAUUCCUGA